Molecule: messenger RNA, 3094 nt
Organism: Papilio machaon (common yellow swallowtail)
Lineage: Eukaryota; Metazoa; Arthropoda; Insecta; Lepidoptera; Papilionidae
Product: protein toll
Exons: 6
Coding region: 524-2965 (813 amino acids)
Molecular function (GO): protein binding
Source: RefSeq, a predicted model, not a curated record
AAAUUUUAAAAAAGAUAAACAAAAAUUAUAAUGUAAACGCAAUUAAUUGAAGAAACACCAUUAAUAUUUGAACGUUGAAGCCGAGAAAAAAUAUUAGGCAUUUUUCGAAAACAUCCUUCCAAAUGAUAAAGCAACAUAUUGAUCUCUUUCGACCAAAGAGUAUGUAAAACAGUAUGUUUUAGAGAGUGGACAUAAUUUGUAAACAAGUAAGGUUCGGUUACUUCCGUCGCAAGUCGAUCGAAGCCGAGCCGUCUCUAUUACCAACACGUCGUGCGUCGAAACCGUAGCAUCCGCACGUAGCAAGUUAGUCGUCGCGUAGCGCACGUAGCGGUUUGACGUCUACGCCAGUGUGAAGUGAAUGUUUUACGCAAUUAUUUUAAAAUUGUUCAAUUGUUUUAAGUCUUUGAAAUAAUUGUAAUAAUUAAGUUUAAAUUGCUUGUUGCAAGAACUAUGUAGUGGAUGGAAUCAACAGAGGAAUGAAAAAAGGGUAACGAACAAGCUAGUGAAAUGUAAAAGUGAAGACAUGAACAUAAAAAUCGCUCCAAUGGCUCGUAAUAUAGUAUAUUGGCUAUUAGUGGUUUUAUCACUGGAGGCCAUUGACGCUAAAAGAGCGACGUGCCCGGGUUACCCUAACUGUAUUUGCGGCGGUACAUUGGCCGUAGAAGUUGAUUGCAUAGUAAGCGGUCAGACAGUGAAAAUUGAUGUUUUACCUGGCGUUUACGUGAACAUCAAAUGUGAAAACUCUACGUUCUUGAAUUAUAAUAAACUACCUAACUUUAAUAACCGCAGAAAUAAUUUUAAAACAGUCAGUUUUAAGAAUUGUCCUCUACCAUCGAAUUCUUUCAAAGAAGUAUUAACAAAUAUUGGUGUUAAUAAAACAAUGUCGUUAAUAUAUCAAAAUGAUAAAAAUAUAUCACAGAAUUUUAAAAGAAAUCAUUUUGUUGGAUUAGAAGAUUUAAAUAAGUUACUGAUAUCUGUGAACGGUGUUAUAUUUCUACCGGAUAAUCUUUUUAUGGAUUUAAAUAAUCUCAAAUGGUUAAACUUACGCAUGAAAUCUGUUAAUAUAUCUGAAGAAUUGUUCAAACCAUUACGAAGAUUGGAUACUCUUGAAAUCAAUCAUAAUCAAAUGACGAAUAUGCCUAAUAACGUAUUUGAACAUUUAAUAGGAUUAAAAAAAUUCUCGCUCUGGCAAAGUAACAUAUCGAUAAUUUCCCAUGAUUUUUUUAAAGGUGUAGGAGAAUUGGAAGAAUUAGAUUUGAGUUCGAACGAUUUAAGCAAAUUGCCAUCGGGAACAUUUAAUCCAUUAAAAAAUCUAAAGAAACUAACUUUAUUCUCAAAUAAGUUUUCCGUUCUACCGGAAAACUUGUUUGCACAGAACAAGUUACUUUCCACAUUAAUCAUUUUAAACAAUGACGUUAAAAUAAAAGAACUUCCUAAAAAUUUAUUGCGAAACUUGCAGUAUUUGAAACAAGUACAUAUACAAAGAUGUGGAAUUGAAAUAAUAUAUAACAACUUAUUUACCAACUCGUCUAGAAUAAAUAACAUAUCUUUGGCGCAUAAUGAGAUAAAGAAUCUACCGGAAGCUGUUUUUAACGAUCAAAUAAAUCUACUGGAACUAGACAUCAGUUACAAUAACUUGGAAAAUCUAGGAAUUAAAUUAUUCUCGUCGUUAGUACGAUUGGAGAGAUUGAAUUUAUGCUGCAAUUCUAUAACAGAAAUAUCUGGGUUAACAUUCUUACCAUUGAUAAGUCUCAUUUACUUAAACAUGGAGAGUAACCAUUUGAAAGUGAUAUCAUCGAACCUAUUCGAAAAUAAUAGACAAAGAUUGUCAAUAUCAUUUGCGUACAACGAACUUGAUUUUGAAAAUAAGAUAUUAGUAAAUAAUUCAUGGAUAAUUAGAAGAAAUUCGCCAUUUAUAAAUACACAUAAUUUACAGAUGCUCAAUUUAAGUCAUAAUAAAUUUAGAGAUGUGUUUAUUGAUUGGUGGGUGAAUGGUCAUGAACAUAUUGAUUUAAGGUUUAAUUUUAUUAAAAAUUUAUGGGGAGAUGGUGAACAUGAAUUUUCACAUAACUACAAAAUAAUAAAAACACCAAUCAAAGAAAUUUGGAUCGGAAACAAUAAUCUAAGUUGUGGAUGUCAUAAUUUAUGGUUUAUCGAUUAUAUACAAGCUCACUGGAAGACGAAGAUAUCAGACAUGGAUUUCAAACAUUGUCCAAUGUGGUCAACUCGUGUUGUAUGCUAUAUAGCUUUUUAUGUCAUUAUUUCCAUUACAGCAAUACUGUUCUGUAUAGCAGCAUUCGUAAUUAUUGCAUACUUCAUUUACAAAAAGAAAUUCCAUGAGCUUUUAAAGAGAAUUUGUUCAAAUGUAUAUCAUGACAAUUUUAAAAAGGAAGAAAACAAGAUUGCAGUAAAAUAUUCUAUUGCUGACGAGGAAUUCGUUUUAAAAGAGAUCGUUCCCGGAUUACAAGAUAUUAAAAAUGUAAAACUGCUUAUGAAACCUAUCAGCGAUUUGAAUACCAAAAAGUCUUUUAUGAAAAUUUUAAAGAGGAACGAAAGCGAAAAAUACGUUACAGUUGUAAUAUUUUCACCUAAUUACUUGAUGACGACAUAUAGUAAAGUUAAUAUUAAAAAGAUACGCGGAGAGAUGUUGAAAGCGAGAAAUACAAUUUACAUAUUUGUCGAUACCGGACCUGACAAUUCUAUUUACGCUUUCCUAAAGGAUCAACGUGAGACACGAGUAUCAGUUUUGUGGAACGAAGUCUAUUUCUGGGAUAAAAUUAUCGAUUUCGUUUCGAAAUAUUCGAGACAUCGCAAAUUCGGUCACAAUGAUACAAAUGGCCAAGGAAAAAACAACCUUGUUAAAAAAAUUAAUAAAGUUAAAUAUACACCGAAAAUGUCAUUCAUGAAACUAUCAGAGUGGCCUCAAACUGAUACUUUCGAAACGUUCGCGCAUAGCCAAGUUUAGUACUUACAAGUAAAUCUUUUUUAUGAGGCAAAGACUGAAAUUUUCCCCGUAAAACAUAGUCUAGUACUACGAAUACAGAUCGUGUUAUGUAAUAAAAUUAUCACGUUACAUGUUACAGUUUAAUUCUAA